AACGGAUCCAAAGCAUCCGCCGCAUCCUUGUAACUCCGAUGAAGAAGAUGAGUUGUCUGCAGAGUGGCCGACCACCACCGGAGGAAUCAGAUGGUUUUGAUUAUCCCGGCGGUAUUCCAGUGACGUACACUCACCACAGACUGAUGCAUUUUGACUGUGAAGGCAAGUAUCCUCAUUAUGCUUAUCCUCAAUUGGUGAAGCUUUAUGCUAAAUUAGGAGUUCACAGAUACAAUCUCUUGGAGGGAAAGAACCUAAAGUUCUGUAGGCUAAAGAGUUUCAACAUGAGGAUUAAUUGCGGUGCUUCCUCAUACUACAUCACUUUGGAUGCUCGUAGCGGUUUUCAGAAAUUCCCUUUUCAGGUUCUCGUUAAUGAAAGGAGGAUUGGCUGUUUAGAUUUGGCUGUGUCUAUCGCUAGACCUCGCGUGAGUCCAAGGCCGUACCUGCGUAGACAUUGUGAACCAAUGCGUCUUGAUACAGUAAUCAACCCAUUACCUGAUUGGCCACUUGCUUUUAGUGAUGCUAAACGGUUUUACAUGGUGAAUGAAUCUGAGUUGCAAAACAAUGGUUGGAUUUCACUUUAUUUGGAACUUGCACUCGUUAGUCACGUAAGGGAUCUUACUGAUCAUUAUCUGGCCCAGUUGGAGAUUGUGCAGGUAGCUGUAGAGACUCUUGAUGAUGUGAAGCCCCCAACACUUGACUCCAAAGACGUGGUUAUUUACAUAGCGUAUAGAGACUUUGCCAAAGCUGAGACUGGCGAGCCAUGUGAUAGCAAAGCUAUAGUCAGACGAGUUUUCAAUGAAUCUACUGGAGGUUUGAAGUUCAUGGGUAAGUACUGGAGUGAAGAGAAGAAAACUUUGAGUACUGAGACUGAGACGGCUUCUGGUGUUGAAGUAACUGAGAAAGGUUCCAUGCAUCUCUCGGAUGGUAGAAAAACUGAGAAACGUUGCAAGAAGAAGAAGAAACGUUUAGGUGUCCACAGGCUGUGGCGUUUAUCUGAUCCCAUGUGUCAUCAGGCAUUCAAAAGCCGUGCUUCUGCUCCCCGUCGUCAGUGAUGAUUCGCCAUUUAUCAAGCAGGUCUGAUGAUAUAAUGAAAAUGUAGAUCUGAUGGAGUUAACUAUUAAUUAAUGAUCGACUAUGUCAUUUUGUAGUAGGUGCAUUUGUCUUCUUUGAUGACGUGACUUACUAAAAUAUCACUGCAUUAUUAUUUAUAGAUAUACAAUGCUCAUCGGUCUGCUUCA
Messenger RNA from Raphanus sativus (radish), 1238 nucleotides. Its product is annotated as UPF0725 protein EMB2204-like. Lineage: Eukaryota; Viridiplantae; Streptophyta; Magnoliopsida; Brassicales; Brassicaceae. The transcript is spliced from 6 exons. The coding region runs from base 39 to 1052 and encodes 337 amino acids. The record is from RefSeq and is a predicted model, not a curated record.